CUGAGACAAUGACACCAGGAAAUAGGUGGAGCAAAUAUUGGUUGGCCUUUCUCCUCUCUUCCCCAGCUUCAAGCUAACAUCUUCUGGAUUCUCUAAGCCAUCUACUAUAUGCCUCAGAAGCAUUUAUAUUUAAUACUUUGCCAUGUUUGUGCAAUUACACAAAAGCAAAAGUCCGGGAGGUGGUAACGUACCAAUCCCCUCCCAGUUAAGUCCUCUUGCAUUAGAAUUAGUGAGUUCUUUUAGCAACUGACAUCGAUACCUCAAAAGCGCAUGCUGGGAAGAGUUUGGUAGCUUGGUGGUCAUGUAUGAUUACUUCUUGCCACCCGAAAUUAAUUUGUAACCAUGCAGAGGACUUGAAAAGUCAAUGUUUUGAAUGUGCCUUCUGGAAGUAUGUCCCACUAUUACUUUUUGACACCUGAAGUGCUUCUGCCUUUUAGUCCGCUUACAACUCAAGAAUUUCACAGGAUCAGACGUGAGGCUGGGGCAUCUUGGAAACGGGAAACUCGAUGGUCAGACAGCUGUCUAACAACAUACAGGGCUGCAUACUGGAGAAAAGCUUUGGAUGAUACUACCUACCUCAACCCUUCCUCUAAAACAAGACUAUACAACCCUCACCUGCCUAAAGUAUUUCUAGUAAGCAAACUCAAUCGCAUGCCUGGAUAUUACAACUCUCAAUUAAAAGAAGCUGCCCCUAAUAAAGGUCAAUCUCCUGACUUAACCCGUUUCUUUGAAGAUAUGGUUCAUGUCAAGCACUUAGUGGCACACCAGACUAUGUUUGGGGGGGUUUCAGCGAAGCCUUCAAUUUGUAGAAGAUCAAACGUGAAGAUGAGAAGCUGUGAAAGUGAAAACCUCAGAAGCGGCUUGCCAAAAAGGAAGACUCUUCUGAAUCAAAUUCGGCAGCAGAGUGCAUGCCCUGGGCCAGCGGCUGUCUGUUGACACGCUGCUCCUCCUUAGCCAACCUGGAAAGGCCUUUGUUGGCAACCCAGGUGCUCAAAAGAGUGAACGUUGCAGGUGAAGUGCCAUCUUUUAGGAAGAAAUGAUGCCUUUAGUGUGAGACCAAGCAAAGAUAAGUGCAACCUGAAGAGAGGGAGAAUAACGCUCAACCAAUUCAGGCCUAGGAGUCAGUUGGGGUCCUGAGCUCACGGCUAACCGGAGGGGCUGCUUCUGGGGACUUGUUGGGUAGUAAACAGCACCACUCUCA
Tachyglossus aculeatus (Australian echidna) is the source of this 1201-nucleotide messenger RNA. RefSeq names its product chromosome 12 C4orf51 homolog (gene C12H4orf51). Bases 391 to 936 code for a protein of 181 amino acids. The transcript is spliced from 7 exons. The record is from RefSeq and is a predicted model, not a curated record. NCBI's taxonomy places the organism in Eukaryota, Metazoa, Chordata, Mammalia, Monotremata, Tachyglossidae.